This is a messenger RNA of Triticum turgidum subsp. durum (durum wheat), 414 nucleotides long. NCBI's taxonomy places the organism in Eukaryota, Viridiplantae, Streptophyta, Magnoliopsida, Poales, Poaceae. The record is from the annotation of a GenBank genome assembly.
AUGGCGGUGGCGGCGCUACGCAACCUGGCCGCCAAGAUACGGAUCCCCGGGCCUGCCGCCCUUCGGGCUUCGCCUGCGCCGGGUCCUCUGGCCAUCUCCCACUCCACAACUCCAAAGAGUGAUCUCGAAAAGGCUCUUCUCCUAAGAAACAAUAUUGAAUCUGCUACAUAUGUGGAUCUUCACUCUAGUGCAGAGGUGUUAGGCAAAUAUUGUGAGCACACUGAAGAAAUCAUCAAACAAUAUUCUGAUGUACAUGUGGAGGUUGGAAACAAGAUGCGUACACUUACGUUGAAGUAUUUCUUUACCUGUGUCGCAAUCUGUUUCACUGAUUCUAUGAUAAGCAACAAAGAUGAAGUCGUCCUUCAGGAGCGUCAAGGUGAAGGCGUGGUGGUUCAGGAGCGUCAAGUUGAAUGA